AUGGGUGGGACUUGUGGGUUCAAGGUGAACACUAACUCACCCGGGUGGCACAAGAGCUUGACGAAAAUCCUCAAGAAAAUCAAAGGAGGGAAUUUCGCAAUAGAUGUGGAGGAAGGGGUUGCAUAUGUUACGGGGCAAGGAAACCUAAAGAAGCUGCUGAAGCUGAUGGGUUCAAAGACGAGCAAAGAUGCGGAAAUGGCGUUUGUGAAAACGGGAUCAGGGCACCAACCACCAUACGACCCUAAUUAUUACAACAGCAACAACAACUACUAUGGCCACUACGGUCAGGGCAUGCCCUUCUCCUCUGGUUACGCUCAUUCCGACAUGGCUUACCCUUACCCUCCUCCGUCCAUGUACUACUCCUCGGCCCCACGCCCCCUACCCUAUCAUCAUCAGUAUCCUUAUUCUGGAUAUUGUAAUUACUCCAAUUACUAUUAG
Molecule: messenger RNA, 438 nt
Organism: Tarenaya hassleriana
Lineage: Eukaryota; Viridiplantae; Streptophyta; Magnoliopsida; Brassicales; Cleomaceae
Exons: 3
Coding region: 1-438 (145 amino acids)
Source: RefSeq, a predicted model, not a curated record